AGUUCGUAGUCACACAUUGUACUUCGUAGUCUGCCACUUUUGUAACUCCUUUUUAUUGCUGGUUUUCAAUAUUAUUUAUUUUUCAGCAUAAAGCGUACUGAAAUUUUAUCAUUAUUUCGUUAUUGGCUCCAGUUAGCUGUGGGUGUUCCACGUUGCUGGCAGUUUUACGGAAUACGUACGUCUUUGCUGUCAUAAAUUACACCUUUUUUAACUUUACUCUACAGUGUCAAGCAAGCAAUAGAAUGUUUUUGUUCGAGACUGAUGGACGAAAGAUCAACGCCAGAAACGCCGUAGAUGUUAAAAUUGACGGCCUGCUCCAACAUGGCUUUCUUCUUGGGAGGGAGGAAAAGCCAGGGGACGACAGCACUCCGCCGCGUUUGAUCGUCGAUUUCGGAUGCACGUCUCAGCGGUCGGUGUUGGUGGAAUCCGGGACGGUGUCGGCGGGCUACAUGGAUAGAUACUGCCAUUCGGACGUGGGAACCGUUGUGCAGGUGCUCCUGCGCGAAGGCCCCGAUCGCCCAUGGAGAUGGUACCCCGGGAAACUGCUGCUGCGCCGCUUUAAACGGCUUAAACAUGUGGCGCUUGUUGAGGUGAUGGUGGGCGGGCAGUGUCGUCGGGAAUUGAUCCCCAACCGCCAGAUCUGGGAUCGUGCAGCAACUUUGAGCACAACCCACAAGCCCGUCAUGGGCAUUCCAAGUAAAUCUACCGCAAACAAGGUGAGUACGAAUGUGACGGGAUGUCCACAAAGGAAAGUGGCAAAGCGCAAACCUGCCAAGGCGAUUGAUGAGCCGAAGCGAAAAAGGCCGCUGCGUGUCGACCAGUGCCGUUUGGCGUUGCCGUUUGAAGUUCUGAAGGAGAUCUUCCACUCACUGGACACCGUAGACCGUCUCCGAUGUCGCCGCACCUGUCAACUAUGGGAGACCCUGCUGACUUCGGCCGAGCUGUGCCAGGUUAUGCGUGUAUCACGGCGAGGGGAGAGUUCUUCCCUACCCGUGGUGUGGGACUGCAAUUACGCCAUGUAUGGCUGCAUCCUCAAACACAUCACCGCCGCCACGCGCAUCAUCUGUAUUCGCGACACCCAGAGGUUUUGCGCUGCCAGCCCGAGCGAUGCCGAUGAGGUCGUGGAUCUUAUCAAAGAGGUCUUGGACGACGCUGGCCUCCGCAUCGACAGCGUGAUUGUGCACCAGCGAUCGAUUCGGCUGAGCUUAUCAACAUAUGCUCGAUGGAAAAUGGGCGUGUUUUCCAUGGAGAUGGCCGCGCAGAAGGCCAGGCUGGGGUCGUGUUGUGGGCGUUUGAUCUUCAAAAAUUACGGCGUGACCAUGGAGAGUGAGUACGGCACCGGCUGCGUUCACUUUCGGAUUCCUGCUGCCAUCUCCAACGCAGGACUCGUCGAUGAGGCGCAGACUGUAGAGCUGUUUGAGCGACAUCUGGUUUCGGAAGGGCUGCCGCUGGAUGUGGAGCGCAUUAGUAUUUGCAUGUCAGAUCUCAUCGGCAUCAAGGAAAACGCCAAGGAAGUCAUUAAGAUUCUUCAUGACUACCAGUCCUGCGAUCCGCGUCCGUCGGCUCAUUAUCGGGGACGCCAGUGGAGAAUGGACGAUGUAGCCGAUGUCGAGUUGGCCAAAUUGAAUCGCUUCUCCUUGUACGCCUUGUCGCGCUUCUUGGAAUACCCGAGUGAAGCGUCCGAGGAAGACACUUCACAGUCCGGUGUCUCCAACAGUGAAUCCAGCAGUGACUACGAUACCCAAGAAUGAGAUGGUUUAGGAAGGCCGAUACGUUCUGAUUUGGAAUGGUACUACUCUUAACUCUGCUUGCGGAACUUUAUCACUCUUGUUGCGAUGGAAUAAUAAUCUUUAACCUCUUUGUUUUGUAGUUUCUGUUCAUGUUACUGCAGUAUGUUGCUUAUUGAAACACGGAAAAGUCGCUUGAUUUGCGCUUUGCUCAUGCGCUUGAUCCGAGAAAAUAUGGGCCGGAUGCGUGUUGAGCAUUUUUGCUUACGCAUUUUUUCACUUAUCGUCUACAAUGAUUCUUCGUUUACAGUCUGUUGGCACAACGACUGCUGCUAUCUGGGAAUCGUGUUGAAGUGCCUUCUGAUUGCAGGUUAUGAAAACCUUCUUAAUCAGUAAUUUGCGACAGAAACAAACUCAUUACCAGCCGUUUAUGUGAAACUG
Molecule: messenger RNA, 2168 nt
Organism: Paramacrobiotus metropolitanus
Lineage: Eukaryota; Metazoa; Tardigrada; Eutardigrada; Parachela; Macrobiotidae
Exons: 3
Coding region: 243-1751 (502 amino acids)
Molecular function (GO): protein binding
Source: RefSeq, a predicted model, not a curated record